This is a messenger RNA of Aquila chrysaetos chrysaetos, 2986 nucleotides long. RefSeq lists its product as uncharacterized. The transcript has 6 exons. The record is from RefSeq and is a predicted model, not a curated record. Gene Ontology annotation, biological process: SCF-dependent proteasomal ubiquitin-dependent protein catabolic process. Gene Ontology annotation, cellular component: SCF ubiquitin ligase complex. Lineage: Eukaryota; Metazoa; Chordata; Aves; Accipitriformes; Accipitridae. Bases 1318 to 2940 code for a protein of 540 amino acids.
CUUCACCGUUUCUGCUGCAGCAACAUCAUGUUUGGUGUUGUGGGCUGCGCAUGGGCGUCUGGGGAACACUUUCUGCAGAGCACUCGCAUGGGAGCUGAGGGAGAGCUUGUCUUCCUCGCUUCAUUUCCAAAGAGUAAUCCGAGUAAAAGCACAUACUAACAGGAACCAAAACACCUAGAUUUUUAAGCAAUCAGAUACAGGAUACAGCAUGGCUCCACAUUACAGCUUUUCUGACAGCAAAGCCAAUUUACGAGGCUCCUGACCUUCUCCACAGCUUCUCACCCAUUCUCCAUCAUGGAUGACCAGCCUCCCCAGUGUGCUGCCCCAACUGAUUUUAAAAACACCAUCUCAUGAGCAGGUUUCGAUGUGGCUGCAGACAGACACCUGCAGACAGAUGCCCACCACAAGGAAGGGACAGCCAGCAGAGCUGGAGGUGAACAGUCUUGUAAGCCAGAUUUGCCAGUUUGGGGCAAUUACCAGUGGAGCCACAGCAGAAGAGCCCACCACCAGCCUCUCAGUGCCACUUUCCUCCUCACUGGCAGUCGCAUAAAUUCUCCAGGGAAGAAAAACUGGGACUUCACAUGGAAAAAGAACUUCCUGAUUUUUUUUAAACCACAAAAGCUCUUCGGGGCCUGUUUCACAAAUUAUGAAGCAGAGAUGCAUAAUAAAGCAAGCAGCACAUCUUUGUUCCUUGCAAAACCAUCUCCAGAGACCAUCUCCUAAGAAUUAGCAGCAGAGUCAAACGAAUGAAUCACCCCAUCAGCCUGUUUGGAAGUUCCACCACAUUUCACUUGCAAUAUGCUCCAGCACCGAUUUUCUGCCACAGUGACUCCUUUCCAUGCAGUUGUUUAAGAGAAAGAAAAGACCUUUUCCCCGCAUCAAACCGCCCUGAGAUUGCAGCAAACUACCCAAUUAGUGCAACAGAAAGAAAAUAACACCAGACUUUACUGAAAAGGAGAGUAAAACCAUCAUGCAGCUCAGCGCCUGGCAAGCCCUUCACACCCUAGCCGUCCUGGCACCAGAAAGCCUCUGCUCUGCAGUCAAGCAACUGGAAAAAUCAAAAUGCAGCUAAAACCGAAACUCUCCGGAUUGCAAUCAAUACACCAGCAGCACCGCCCGGGAGACGGUAACCCUGGCAACGGACCGAAAAGCAAAGGAUGCUGCGGACCAGCCCCGGCUCCCCGGUAGCAGGAGAUUCCUUCAUCCCAAACGACUCUGCCAUGGAACUGUUCUGCCACACCCUGUGCAAGGAAGCCGGCCCACAUUUCUCAGACGGACUGAAGGUUUCCAGCACCACACUGAGGAAAAAGCAGCCAGAUGCCCAGGAGGAAGGAGGUGCCGGCGCUGGGCAGCCUUUGCCUGCAGAGCCUGGUCCAGCACAUGCAGAGCAUCUGGGUGAAGGACUACAGCGACAACUACCUGGAUGAGUACCAGUUCCGCUUCGUCAUGGGGCCCUUUAACGACCUGGCUGGCAGUUUGGUGCAGGACCUGAUCCGGCUGCUGGGCGAGAGCCGGCGCCUGACGCGGGCGGCACUCCACCUGCUCCUGCUGCCCCACCUGCGGGAGCUGAGCCUGCGCCCUUGCUCUGGUCUCGCCAGCAACGCCAUCGGCCAGCUCAUCGCCCUGCGCUGCAAGCAGAGCCUCAGCUCUCUGGACCUGCACGGCUGCAGCCGACUGUCGGCAGACAUCCUGGUGGACCUGGCGGAGGGGCUGCCACAGCUGAGCCGCCUGGGGCUGGCGGAGACACAGGCCAACGUCCAGGUGCUCUCGGCCGUUGGCUCCUGCUGCCGGCGCCUGCAGGAGCUGGACGUGUCCCACUGCAAGAAGGUGUCCCCGCGUGCCCUGCAGCACCUGGCCUACGACCCGCUGGCACAGUCCCUCUGCUGCCCCGUGCUCCGCAUCCUGCUGGCCCGCGGCCUGGAGCCCACGGAGGAUGGCAGCAUGGUGGCGGCGCUGGCCUUCCUGCUGCUGGCCCUGCCGUGCCUGAAGUUCCUAGCCCACGGCGCCGUGCCGGACGCCCUUCGCCUCCUCCACGGUCGGCAGCUGGACGGUAUGGGGGACACCGAGGGCUUCCCCUCGCUGGAGGAGCUGGGGCGGUGGCGAGGGGCUGCCCCAGGGGGGCCCUGGCUCACCCUGCCCCUGCGGCAGGUGGAGGAGGUGGAGGAGCCCGCCCUGGCUGCCAUCCAUGCCGUCUGUCCCCAGGCCGAAGAGGUCAGCGUGUGGCUCGGGGACGGCCCGGGCCCGGCAGUCAGCUGGGAGCUGCUGGGCUGGGGCCGCCUGGCCCGGCUGACCCUGGGCUGUGCCGGGCGGCAGGGCCGGGUGCUGGCAGAGGUGCUGCCACUGGCACAGAGGCUGGGCCCCCGCCUGCAGACCCUGGCCCUGCACGGCUUCUGCUGCCAGGACGAGCUCUCCUUGGCCGCCCUCCUCGCCAGCUGCCCUGGCCUGCAGGCCUUCAGCGCUGAGCUGCAUGCCCCGCCAGACACUGACCCUGACAGGGAGACCCUGGCCGAGCCACCCCACUGGGACACUGACCUGCUGCCCCACGGCCUCCCCCAGCUCCAGAGCUUCUCCCUAGCCCUGGCUGGCACCACCAGCAUCUUCUCGGCCCAGCACGGGCUGGCGCUGCGUGCCACGCUAGCCUCACUGCUGUGCCAUGCCCCGCGCCUACAGACCCUCCGCCUGCUCGGUGUCCCCUUCCCGCUGGACUCGGUGUUCGAGACGGUGCUGGUGGCACCGGGGCCGCCCCUGCUCGAGCUGCAGGAGCUCUCGCUGGCCGAGAGCCGGGUGUCCAGCCAGACUGUGUGGCUGCUGCUGGCCUCUGAGGGCCGCCUGUGCCGCCUGGACCUGUCCCGCUGCCAGGACAUCCACCGGCGGGACUACGACAGCUUCCUGCAGGCGGUGCGGAAACAGCGGCUGGAUCUGGACAUCGCCUGGGAGUAGCUGGUGCCGGCUGCACAGGGCUUUUUAAUAAAGCAUUUACACCGCA